Messenger RNA from Daphnia pulicaria, 1065 nucleotides. RefSeq names its product adhesive plaque matrix protein-like. The record is from RefSeq and is a predicted model, not a curated record. Gene Ontology annotation, cellular component: extracellular matrix. The coding region runs from base 131 to 958 and encodes 275 amino acids. NCBI's taxonomy places the organism in Eukaryota, Metazoa, Arthropoda, Branchiopoda, Diplostraca, Daphniidae. The transcript has 3 exons.
UGCCACUCCUCCUAUGGUUCUUGAGCCCACGAACCAAGUAUAAAUAGAGGACUAACUCGAACAAGAUAUCCAUCAGUGCGUUCACAUCUGGACAAUCGUAUAGACACAGAGAAUUCCUUCUAGUAUCAACAUGAAAUUCCUCAUCAUCGCCGCUUUGGCCGUCGUCGCCUUGGCUGAUAAUCCUUACUAUCCCAAACCAGCAUAUUACCCGAAGCCAGCCUACCCAGCGCCUGCCUACCCAGCGGCUUAUGAAAAAUCUUAUGAUUAUCCUCCCAUGCCCUACACUUUCGACUGGGCCGUUUUGGAUGAACCAAGCUACAACGACUUUGGCCACAAGGAAAACAGCGAUGGCAAAGUUGUUGAUGGAACCUACUACGUCGUCUUGCCCGACAGCCGCAAACAAGUUGUCACCUACAAGGCCGACGAUUACGGUUACGUCGCCGAUGUGAAAUACGAAGGCGAGGCCAAAUACGACGAAUACAAGCCCGCCUACAAGCCCGCCUACAAGCCCGCAUACGCUCCUCCAGCCUACCCUAAAGCUGCUUACUCUCCUCCAGCUUACCCUAAAGCCUACCCUGAGCCAUCUUACCCAUCUUAUCCCAAGCCCACUUAUCCAUCUUACCCUGCUCCAGCCUAUCCUUCAUACCCCAAACCAUCUUACCCCAGCUAUCCUCGUCCAGCAUACCCCAGCUACCCUCGCCCAGCAUAUCCCAGCUACCCUAAGCCAAGCUAUCCCGCUCCAACCACCACCGAAGCUCUCGUACCAUCAGUUGCUGCUGUCGAAGAAGUUGUUGCAGCUGAGCCAAUAACCAAAGACGAAACUGUUGCUGAAGUUGCCGUUGAGGCUGUUGCCGAAGUGGCCGCAGAGCCCGUCGCCGAAGUUGCCGCAGAGCCCGCCGUCGUAGAGGCCGCUGCUCCGGCUGCUGAGCCAGAGACUGCUACUGACGCAACUGCUUAAAUCGAAAAAAGGAAAAUAUAUAGGCGUGGAAUUAUCUUAUAUCAUUCAGUUAAUAUAAAUUAUUUGCCAAAUUAGAAGGAAUACAUACUCACAAAUUUCGGAAAUAA